Messenger RNA from Sabethes cyaneus, 732 nucleotides. RefSeq lists its product as uncharacterized. The transcript is spliced from 3 exons. Gene Ontology annotation, molecular function: odorant binding. The record is from RefSeq and is a predicted model, not a curated record. Lineage: Eukaryota; Metazoa; Arthropoda; Insecta; Diptera; Culicidae. Bases 1 to 732 code for a protein of 243 amino acids.
AUGAUUAAGCUAGUGAUCGGUCUGUUGUUUUUCGGUUUAGUUGCAAGCUACGAUUUCAAGGAUCCGUUCUACAAUGAGCUUCUGCUAGAUGAACUUCUGGAUAGUGACAUGGUGACGAUCGAUCGGUUCAAGCGUGCCGCACCUGAAGCAACUGAAGACAAGUGUAAACGUCAGCAUAACAGGCACAGAUGUUGCAAUGAUCCUGCAAGCAGUGACAACGUGGAGCAGAAAUCAGAUAUCAAAGAUUUGAAAAAGCAGUGCUAUGCGGAAGUUCGAUCCAAGGAUCGUACUGAGCGAGGUAUGUCGGACCCAGUGGACAUGUUUUCUUGCGAAAAAAUGAAUCGUACCAAACAGGAUAUGAUCUGCGCAUCCGAAUGCAUUGGCCGAAAGAAGAACGUACUGGACGCGAAAGGCAACCUGUUGGAACCGUCCGUAUUGAUUCCAUUUGUUAAGGAACACUUUGCAUCUGACCCAUGGCAAGAGCCCCUGGUUUCCGACUUCGUCGACACCUGCAUGAAGGAAGUGGCAGAAAAGAAUGCCAAACUGGCCCCCGAAGAAACACGCUGUAAUCCAUCUGCAUCUUCGUUCAAAUACUGCAUGUGGCGACAGACCACCCUAGCAUGCCCGAAAGAGAUGCAGGAAUCAUCGAAGCGGUGCGAUAGAGUACGCGAGAAGCUAGCCAACAAGGAACCAGUCGCCAUGGACCCCACACCUGACUUCGAUGAUAAUUAA